Molecule: messenger RNA, 5833 nt
Organism: Dermacentor silvarum
Lineage: Eukaryota; Metazoa; Arthropoda; Arachnida; Ixodida; Ixodidae
Product: hemicentin-2-like
Exons: 15
Coding region: 1110-3929 (939 amino acids)
Source: RefSeq, a predicted model, not a curated record
UCCAACUCGUCCAGAGAACCCGUGGCGCCUGGGAGAGGGAGGCCGUCGUUGCCGCCACCGCCACGCCGAUUUGCGAUGCGCCCCUCGCUCCGCAAAGUUGGCUUCGGGUCGCAUCGUCGCCGCUCUCUUUGAACGCGACCGCUAUACCGCCGCUUUGGACGUGCGCGUGUCAGCGCUGAUCUUGCCGCUCGUUGCACUCCUCCCCAUCCCGCCGCGGGAGUUCAUUUCGCGCGCUCUUCUCCGGCGCAUUGCAAGCUUUGAAGAGCCGAGUGCCGCCCAGGCUCUUGGCUGUUGUGGUGAUUCUGCAGGAGUUUCGCACGCUUGAAAGCAGCCCACAGACGUCUCGUCGGAGGCAGUCGGGAAUUAGCGCUGCUUCGAGGCGCCCUGCUCACUUUCCGUGCACAUUUGUGACUUGCUUGGAAUAAGUGUCAAGUGGUGGUGCUGAUGACGUCGUUCGGACUUUGCUGGACUGUCUGCCAGAACAUCUAGGAUUGUCACAACUUCCUGGUGGUUUCAAUGUGACUAAUUAUACACCCAUCGGAAUACAGUUGUUCCAGAAAACGCCCCAAACGUGGCAUUGACCGAGAUUAACGUGCGCGUGUGCUUCGGUGGCAUGGAGACGGGUUGAGUGUCCCAACAGAAGCGUACGAUCGCAGUUGACGUUUUUUUCUGCACGUGAUUAUGACUGGCCGCGAAGGACUUGCUGGACUGCCGCCGUCAGUUUUGUCGACGGCCGCUCUGUCGUCGCUUACGGAACACGUUACGAUCUAGUGUGACAACCUCUUCGCGCAGUCGCUGCCAGCGUGCGGUGAGCCGUGCGGCCGCAUCUUAUCGGCUGGAUAUGUCGACGUCCUUUCUCUGCUCGUGGACAGUGCUGGCGGCGGGAGCAGCGAUGAGACUUCUCUUUCAUGUCCACGUCUCCGCCGCGUCCAGUGAAGGAAUCAUAGGGCGCGAACACAACGUCACCGGCUUCGUGGGCGGCUCGGCCGUGCUACCCUGCGAGGUGGACGAAGCGAAGCUGCGGCCGCGUGUAUUUCAUCACGUGGACGAAGAACGUGUCACAGGACUGGCAGCGAGUGUACCUGUUCUCCGAGACGGUGAACCGCGUGAUGGGCCCGCUGAGCGAGCCUCACCGCGCAACCUUUCAGCCGGGCAACGCGUCCGCCCAUUUGCGCAUCCAGCCACUCACCGUCGAGGACGAAGGCACGUACAAGUGUGACGUCACAUACGUCCAAGGAAAGUGCCCGUCGUUGUCCUUCACCAGGCUACAGACGCUCGUCACACCCAAGGAGCCCGUGAUCAAGAUGGAUGGCCGCCGCCUGGCCAAUGGCUCCUUGCUCGGUCCCUACUUGGAGGGCACUACAGUGGUGCUCGACUGCUUCUCAUCCGGAGGUCGACCAGCCCCGCAGGUGCUGUGGCGAAACGCGUCCGCCCAGCUGCCCGUAAAGACGUCUGUAACGCCGCACCUACGUGGAAUUCACGACGUCACGUCGACGGCGCGCUUUGUGCUCUCGCGCUGGGACCUGGGAGCCCGGCUAGAGUGCGUCGUGAUCACCAAGGCCACACCCGCGCCCGUCGUCAAGUGGGUCCAGCUGGACGUGCAUGUACGGCCUCUUGCUCUACGGCUACGUGGCCCUAACCACCCGGUUGUGGCCGGCGAGAUGGUGUCGCUCACGUGCAUUGUGGAGGGCGCCAGGCCGGCAGCAAACAUCACGUGGUACAACCGGUCCGAACUGGUGCGUCCACAGCCCCCGGCCGCUGAGGACCUUAUGAGCGACGGCACGUACCGCACCGCUAGCACGUUGGUGUUCGUGGCCAGCCUUUACGACCACCAAGCCGAGUUCUUCUGCAAAGGAACCAACCAGGUGCUCAAAAACAGAACCGAGGCACCACUUCUGCAGGCCGUCCGACUAGAAGUUCUCUACCCACCUGCGGUCCGCGUGUUGCCGGCAGAGGGCGUCAACGUGACCGAGUGGCACUCGUGCAACCUGACCUGCCACUACGACGCAAAUCCUCCCAACGCGACCGAGGUGGCGUGGUACAAGAAUGGCGAGCUCCUGCCACCCAGGCCCAGGGGACACAGGCUACUGCCAAAGACGACGCUGCUCAUCCGGAACGCGACGCGCAAGGAUGCUGGUGUAUACAGCUGCCACGUGAAGAACGCGUUCGGACGAGGGAACGCAUCGAACUCCGUAUACCUGGACGUUUUCUACACCCCGCUGGUGAGCGUCUGGGUGAACCCGUCGGUGGUGGCACUGGGCGAGGGACCCGUGCUCCUUCGCUGCGAGGCCGAGUCCGGCAACCCGCAGCAGCUGCGCCGAGUGCGCUGGUAUCGCGACGGGCAGCUGGUCAACGAGACCAAGGAGCCUGACCUGCUGCUCGAGGAACUGCGGCGUUCGGCCACAGGAAACUACAGCUGUGAGGCGAAGAACGACGCCGGAUGGAGCCCCAUGUCUCCACAGAAGUCGCUUGUCGUCAUGUAUCCCCCGGGCCCUGCGAUCUUGGUGCCCGAGAGUGGGGCUCUGCCCCCGCUGAAAGGGCAGCGAGUGACAAUGCGCUGUCACGUGAACGACACGGGACUGCCGCCCAGCGUGGCGUUCCGCUGGGAGCACGGGGGCGUGCCUCUGAACGUGACCGGAGCGACGCUGGUCACCGAACCCGUGACCACGGCCACGCAGGGCAACUACUCGUGCGCCGCGGUCAACCAGGUCGGCGUGGGCACGCCGGCAUUCUGGAUACUCGACGCCCAGGCUCCACCGUCGUUCGUGCGCUCGCUGCCAGCUACGGGCGGCAGCCUUCGCAACGCGACCGGCGUCUCGCUCGAGUGCGUGGUCGAGUGCGAUCCGGUGUGCGAGGUGCGGUGGCUUCGCAACAACGAGACGCUCGACGAGUCGCCCUUCUUCCACGCCAGCCAGGCGGUGCGGCCAGAGGGCGGCGGACACUUCCACUCGGUCGCCUCGAUGCUCUCGUGGAACAUGAGCCAGCUGCCGCCUUCGUCGUUCGACUACAACACCUUCACCUGCCUGAGCAGCGAGAACGCCGUCGGGCCUGGCGUCUCCAGCACCAUGCUCUUCCGCGUAGAAUAUCCCCCGGAGAAGCUGCAGGUGUCCGUGGUGCAGCUUGACCUCUCCGAAGGCGAAGUGCCGCCGCGUGAGGUGAGCUGCUCGGCGUCGGCGCACCCAACUGCCGAGUACCAGUGGCGGCUGGGCGCGCUCACCGUCUCGCGCGGCCCUACCCUGCUGUUCAACGCAACCGCUUCGAGGGAGAUGGCCGGGAACUACACCUGCGUCGUCAGCAACCGCCACGGACGAGCCAUGGCCGCGACGCUAGUCACCGUCAGGCAUCGCCCACAGUGUACCGUGGUGAAGGAGCACGACUCGUCAGGCAACGUGGUGCUUCGCUGCGAGGCCCAAGCCGUGCCACCCGUGGUCGCGUUCAUCUGGCUGCGGAACAACCGCACCGUGCAGGAGGACCGCGGUCCACGCAGCACCUUCAUCGUUCCCGACCGGACCUCGUUCGGCGCCUACUCCUGCGUGGCGAGCAACGCGGUCGGGAACUCCGAGCCCUGCCAGCUCAAGCUCACCAAGCUGCCCAGUCCCGCCGGCUGGGCGCAGCUUCUGCUGAAAGAAGAGAACCUCAUCAUCAUGGCGGGCAUUGCCGGAGGCGUCGUCAUCAUCAUCGUUCUACUCAUCGUUAUUAUUAGCAUCGUUGUUAUCCGAAAGCGCAUUCAGUCAAACACAAAACCACGACUUGAAGAACGCGAAAAUGCUAUCGUGGAGAUUGGCCACGGCAGCCCCCACGGAAAGCUCUCGUUGUUGGCUGACAUGAAACGUGACGGUAGCCCACUUUUCGAAGAAGACUACGACAGCGAAGAUGGGCACCGGUCAGCGACGCGGCUUGUCCGGCGUGGAACGCUGGAGCUCGGAUGAAGCCCGCGCACCACCAGGAGAUACACGCGCAGACCAUCCAUCACACGACGAUAAAUGGACUUUAGCACAGUUGUGACUUGAGUCUGCUGCCCAUGACCGGAGUACAUCAAGGGGCACGCUCUUCCGAAACGGCUUUCAGAUUCUGCUGUCGUAGACGUUAAGGGCGUCGCUGGAGACAAGCGAGUGCUGCAGAAAGUGCUAGAUGAACUGCUUCUGCAAAAAUAACUUCGCAUAGAACCUUCACACGGGGAAACAUGAACAACUCACUGCUCAUAAGUCGGGACUGCUCGAUGCUUUCCAUCGCGUGGCUCUCGCGGGCAACGAGAACUGGCGUAGCGAGGAGGCUGUGAGAGCUUGAUUUGCUAUAAAACAAAGGGUAAAGUUACUUUAGUGAGUUUCGGAAGCGAAGGUUGAGUUGGCACCUUCUGACGGCGGACAUCUCUUGACAAACCCAGUGUGAAGGCCCCAAGUGAAACACAGCGAAGAGUGCGAAGACCGCUAACCAUUGUGACUGGAACCGUCCCAAAGUGAUUAUCUUAUACUGAAGCAACAAUGCCGCAGCGGUCUAGAAUGUGCCAGCGUGUUGGAGACCCCAGCAUAAAGAUACGACAAAACAAAGCAAAAAAAAAAGCAAAGAAACAAGACAGCAGUGCAAGCGUCGUUGGUGUUUCUGCGCCUUUGUUAGUGUUUUCUUCUCUUUAGGUUGCAAGCGUAUGUGUGUGCCUGUGUAUACUGUUGUAAAUGCCAGAAACUUUACCCAGGUGUAUUGUGGCGGUGAUUUCGUACUAGAAACGAGUGCGCCAUUUGCGUUUUUACUCAUUGCUUAGGCAUUUGUGUACAUUUUGCCGAUGGCACGGCCCGGUGGUGUCAAGACUGUUUUUCAGAGACUCCCCCCCUCCCUUCUGCUCCCCCGAAGAGCGGGGCCUUUCACGUGCUCCGGCUCUGAUGAGCAUGCCGGAAACUUGAAGGAAAAUGAUGGGUACCGAAACAUGAGUCGAGUGUGUUCGCCAGACGUUUGGUAUGAAAACAUUCGCUUAUACGUACAACGGCGUCUCUAAAGCUCCCGUUCACCGAAAUUGCGGAGUUGAGCUAGGCGUCUUAAUGCGGCGCACUUGGCAAUGAAUGACGAAGACAAUGGAACCUUGACCUUAUAAGUUAUUGCUGUUUAACGUACAAGUCGCUGGUCGUAGAAACGCAGUUACGCGCUAAGUCUGCUGCACGUGAUGCCUAGGGGAUUACACAGACGCGAAUGCCAUUUUGUGCGUGCAUUUAGCCUGGUGGCCCCGGCUCAGUUUGAGAGAUCAUGUUCUUCGUCGGUUCGUGCAACGAAUAAAGUCGCGAGUGGAUUACGUUCGAAGAUGAGAGUUUUGUUUUUAUAACAAACAUAUAUGCAUCUAGCAUUCCAGAGUAGGUUGUCAAAAAAGUAGGUCAAGUGUAUACGUCCUCGUCUUCUUUUACCCACAACUUCGCAAUUUCCAUGGACGCUGAGCUCAAUGUAAAUAUUGCAAUUUUCGCUUUCAAACCGAAAUACGUCAAAAAGGUGCUGGAAUAGAGCACUUCCUCGUUGAUGUUAUUGUACAGAUGCGUUUAGCAAACAGAAGUGAACUCGUCCACAAGUCGCUUUUUUAUUUUCGGUGUUUGCAUAUUUAAAUUGUGGGAGUGUUUGUAACGUUGAUUAAUCUGAUGUUCUCGGUAUGCGGUGAACAAGCAAAUGGUUAGGUUUAUUUGGUGUGAGAAUCGAGCGAGAAUGAGUUUUGAAGGUCAGUCCAAGGAUGGCUAAAUUAACCGAUCCUUAGUUUCGAAGGAAAUGGAGAAAAGGUGCGACGACAAUAAGACGUAAUAAAUAUAACUUUUGUUGUAUGAUUCGUUUUUACUUAGAAUAAAAACAUUUGCAAUAAAAUACU